GACGUCUCUUGUAAACUACGUGAAUCAAGAGGGCGUUAGCUUCUGUUGUGUUCAUUAGUAGAGCCGAGGAUGGAUAAAAAUUUGGAGACGGAUAACUUGGAAAUGCGCCUUCAGGCGCUGGAGAGUCGUGUAUACGGCGAAAGAAGAAACAAAAGUGGAAAGCCCGUCAAGUGUGCAGAGUCUUUGGCCAGGAUUCAAGCAGGUCUGACCAACACGGCAAACAAGAGAGAGAGAGUAAAGAUCCUGCACAAGAAGAUUGAGGACCUUCUGAAGUACCUGGACCCCCAGUUCACCGACCACAUCACUGUACCUGAUGCUAUGAAGUUGGAGUUCAUCCUUGCUGAGGAGGACUUUCUGCUCUCCCAGGCUGCUUUGCUGGAGCAGGUCAGCAGCCUGCAGCCGCUGUUAGACAGCACUUACAUCAGAGAUGUUCCAGAACACGCCACCAAGUUGCAGCGCCUGUCACAGAUUCACAUCAAAGAGCAGGACCAAACUGAAGCUCAGUCCCAGGAAGUGAAGAAGCUUUUUGAGGAGUACAAUAAAAUGAUGUUCCUGCUGUCCAAGCAGUUCACCCAGUGGGACGAGACCCUCAGGAAGAUGGAGGAGGCCAAGGGCAUCCGGCCUGUGGAGUAGCUACUGUCAGCACACACUUCUGAUGAGGAUGGUGACUAUGAAGAGGACUGCACUGUGGUGGGAGCUUUAGACCAGACAGGUGUUCCAUUUUAGCUCAUUCUUUCCCAACAGGUCAGAACAAAAUGAGACAAAAGGACAUUUCACUGUUUUGUUUUUAACUGCUAAUUAGUUGGCCACCAGAAUUUAAUUGAACCAGGCGAUUUAGCCUUGAAACCCCCUGACACCAAGUUCAAAUGUCUUGUAAAACCAAUUUUAUACUGUUAAGAGAAUCUGCACCUGUGUGGACCAGCCUGAUGAACUGGCCUACCAGGUUUUCAGAAAUUCAAAAAAUGAACAAAACAGUUUUUGUUGUGUGUGAUAUAGCGUCUGUUGUCAUAGUAACAGACUGAUGUGGUACACAACACUAUCAGUAAUCCUAUAUCCACUCAUACAAACCCAGUCAUACAGUAAAAAUGGAAUGUAAGGAUUGGUGGAAAUGUAAAUUGUAUAGGAAGUCAGUCAUGUGACUCUUCAGUCACCUUAAGGCACUCGCUCCCAUCACAUGACGUGUGGCUCAGACAGCUCAGAGAUGCUGCUGUUAUUUAUUUUCAGACCAUAAGAGCUUUUUUAUGCUUUUACACUGACUUUACUUGUAAGGCAUUCCAAUAAUUCUUCUCUACUGCAAGCUGGUCACAAGACUUGUUCUGUCCCUGACUCAUUCACACUGACACACACACACACACACACACACACACAAACAUCCUCCUCAAGGUUUUAAAUUUUUUCCUCCCAACAAGAUGAGGUUCAGAAAUGAGCAGACAGUAGCUUCGUUAUUCUCGCCAGAGCAUUGGUUUUAAAUGUCACAUAAAUGUCAUAUGUGUCAUAUAGCAUGACUCCAGUUGAUACAAUAAAUAUUAUUACUUGUUUCUUGGA
This is a messenger RNA of Lates calcarifer (barramundi perch), 1545 nucleotides long. Its product is annotated as dynactin subunit 3. The record is from RefSeq and is a predicted model, not a curated record. Gene Ontology annotation, cellular component: dynactin complex. The coding region runs from base 70 to 633 and encodes 187 amino acids. The transcript is spliced from 7 exons. Lineage: Eukaryota; Metazoa; Chordata; Actinopteri; Centropomidae. Gene Ontology annotation, biological process: cytoskeleton-dependent cytokinesis.